Molecule: messenger RNA, 5215 nt
Organism: Ylistrum balloti
Lineage: Eukaryota; Metazoa; Mollusca; Bivalvia; Pectinida; Pectinidae
Product: E3 ubiquitin-protein ligase AMFR-like
Exons: 14
Coding region: 72-2201 (709 amino acids)
Biological process (GO): endoplasmic reticulum unfolded protein response; protein K48-linked ubiquitination; ubiquitin-dependent protein catabolic process
Cellular component (GO): cytosol; endoplasmic reticulum; ubiquitin ligase complex
Molecular function (GO): ubiquitin protein ligase activity; ubiquitin binding
Source: RefSeq, a predicted model, not a curated record
UCACUCGGUAGUUGUUUGACAGGAUUCACACAAGGAACUGAUGAGAAGACAGUCGUCAAUAACAUAAUAAGAUGCCGGUGGUGUAUCUUGAGCGGCUUCCAUUGCCAAGUCUUCAGACAUACUCGGCAAUAUCUGCAAUUUUGUUGUCUUUUUCGGUGUUCUAUGCGUAUCAAGUUGUUACCAGUGUUGAGGAAUUUUCCAAAGUUGUGACAGCAGCCUCUGUUGAUGUCCCCGAUACCAAGGAUGACGUGGGACCUACCCCAGUCGAUGGAGGGGAGGCUUCGAGUAUUGAACCUGUAGAGGACUUAAUGAACUUUACGUUGCCUUAUGAUAAUCUCGGAUUGAACAUUUUCCAUGUUCUAACCACAGAAGGAUGGUGUAUUUGGACACUGGUCAAUACUGCCUAUUGCUGUUUGAUUUUAUUGGGGAAAGCAAUACAGAAACAAGUAUUUGGUGACCUAAGGGUCAGUGAGAGGCAGCAUUUGAAAGAUCGAAUAUGGAACUUCCUGUUCUACAAAUUCAUCUUCAUUUUCGGGGUGAUGAAUGUUCAGACAAUGGAUGAAGUGGUGAACUGGGUGGCUUGGUUUACCAUUCUUGGCUUUUUUCAUCUCCUAAUCCAGCUGUCCAAGGACCGGUUUGAAUAUGUAUCAUUCUCUCCAGCAACACCUCGAUGGUUCCAUUUGAAGUUGAUCUCCCUCCUGAGUGCGGUGUUACUGUGUAGUGCCGUCCUUGUGGUGAUCUGUAUCUAUGUUGGCAUGUAUGCUGGAUUCACAAUCUUAGCCUUUAUGGCAGCAGAAUGCUUGAUCCUAGGCUUUCGGACUCUCUACGUUAUUCUUCGAUAUGUGAUACAUCUGGUGGACAUGAAUAUGGAGGGUGUAUGGGAGAACAGGACAAUCUAUAUCUACUAUGCAGAACUUGUGUUCGAACUCUCGGUUCUCUCUGUGGAUUUCGCACAUCACCUACAUAUGCUGCUUUGGGGUAACUUUUUCCUAAGCAUGGCAAGUCUUGUGAUCUGUAUGCAGCUCCGUUACCUAUUCUAUGAAUUCCAGCGCAGAGUCAGAAGACACAAGAACUACCGAAAAGUUGUAAAAAACAUGGAGGCUAGAUUCUCAAUGGCUACAACUGAUGAUUUGAAAGAGAACAAUGACAACUGUGCCAUAUGUUGGGAGCCUAUGGAAACUGCCCGCAAACUUCCAUGUGACCAUCUCUUUCACAAUGGCUGCCUCCUUUCUUGGCUAGAACAAGACACAUCCUGUCCAACUUGUAGGACAACACUCAAUGACAAUCCACAGGAACAGCCGCGGGAACAUGUUCCUGAUGAGCGGGGUGAUGCCCCCAUCAACCUACCUCCUCCAGGACAGCCCAAUAACCGUGCCUUAACCAAUCACUUCUUUCACUUUGAUGGGUCGAGAUAUGUGAGUUGGUUCCCCAGUUUUUCGGUUGAGGUGACCCACACACAGCUACUGCCCCAAGGUCAGCAGUCUCCACCAGUCCAGACCUCUCAGCUGGACAGCAUGGCAAGACAGGUGGAGACGGUUUUCCCUCAUAUACCUCUGAAUGUUAUCAUGGAUGAUCUGAGACAGACGAGGUCUGUUGACUUCACAAUAGAGAAUAUCCUGGAAGGACGUGUGCAAGCUCCCUUGCCCAGUACUUUGGUGACAAGAGCAGCCCUUGGAGAUGCAGAAAAUCCCCAAACAGACGACCCUGCUGCUUCUCAGCUGACUCUUCCUACCACCAUAUCUCGGUCCAGUGUUAUGGAAAUUGAGGCUGCGACCACUGCUCAUCAACAGGAUGAUCAGUACAGUAUUCCCGAUCCACAAAGCAGUUAUGCCUCUCCUGACCCUCUAAGUAGUUACAGCACUGUAGAUCCUCCUAGUGCUCAAACUCAGCCCCAGUACCUUUACAGAAGGGAUGAGGUGCCUGCUCCUACUGGUAGUAGGUUCUCGAAGUCAGCCAAUGAACGGGAGGUGAUGUUGCAAGAUCGGAAGAACUCCAUGUUGGAACAGGCAAGACGACGUUACUUGGAGAAGUGCAAACCAAAACAACAUGAAGACCUUUCAUCUUCAGAUUCUGAUGAGAAUCAGGAGUGCUCUCUAUUACAGAACAACAAUUCUGGUCAAUCAGAUAACAGAGCUAGACAGCGAGAACUGGCCUUUCAGGCUGCACAGAGGCGCAUGCGCUUGAAUGAUGAUGCAAUCUAGGUUUAGCUUGAAUGAUGUUGACGUAAAGGUUCCACUUGAAUGAUAACAAAGUCUAGGUUCUGCUUGAAUAAUGAUGAAAUCUAGGCUCUGCUAGUAAUAAAUAUUCACAGUAAUAGGGAUUUCAUUCGUAGUAAAACUGAACAUGACUUUUUGAUUAAAAGACAUUUUUACUGAUGUCUCAUCAACUCAUAAACAUGUAUAUAAAAGAAUAAAACACCAACUCAUUUUUUUUCCAUACAUAUUUUAAAAUUCAACUUUAUAAAGAGCACCACUUAAUAAUGAGAGGCUUAUUUAGAAUUAACUACAAAUCUUAAGUACAUCAGUGUUGUAGACUGUUAAUCAGAAUGUCUUUAUCCAUUCAUGUAAAUUGUGAUAUGUACAUAAUAUAAAAUACUUCAAAUUGUACAGAAAACAUGUUUAUUUGAAAAUAAUAUGCAGUAUGUUUUUUCUCCAAUUUUCUUGAAAUAUUUAUAUAUGUAAAUGAUGAUUAGAAAAGUCUUUAAUUGACCAUUGCCAUAUGAAGAUACAUUUUGUACUCAUGAUUUUUUGUUUGUUGUGGAAUUUUUUAGUUUCUGCCUGAAAAUCACUGACAACAUUGCUGACAUAUUAAAAUACAUUACAAUAAUUAUUGCAAUCAUGUUUUCUAAAAUUCAUUUUGAUGUAAGCUCAUUUUUGGAUUUUUUUUUUUUUUUUUUUGAAAUUUGGUGGCAGUUUUAUUUGACACUUUGAUGUAAUCCUUUUUUCAUUAAAUUCUGUAAUUAUCAUGUUAUACAUACAGUUUCUCAUUUCUGGUUUAAUUACUCCUUUAUGUAAACUUUUUUUCUGGCACUAAACCCAUGUCUGGUAAUAAGGCUACCCAUACUUAUUACAGUUGAGUUGAAAAUCUAAUAAAAAAAUUUGUUUGUCUGAUGAUAAGUCCAUAUCCUUGGGCUUAUCACAGAAUAUAUACUGUAAAAAUAGUUGAAAUUGUACAUUGUUGCUCACCAUGUUCACAUGUUCUUGUUUGUGAAGAUUUUUUUAACAAAUUGACUGAUAUAUUCCUUUGUGAGUGUGAAUGCUUUACUGGAAGCUUUGCCAUGGACCAGUGAUUAAAAAUAAUCUGGCUUCUACGGUACCGUUUUAUAAUUCCAAUGCUACGUGUCAUUCCAACUGUUAUACAUCACAUGUGAAAACUUCCAUACAUAUCCCUCAAUCAAAUUGAAAUCAGAUCUCAUAAUUUCCCGGCAUUUUCUGUAACUGGUUACAUAUAUGAAACAAGAGGUCUGAUUUUAAUUUGCUUGUUGUUCCAUAUCAGUGUGAACGAUUGUAUGUGAUUUGGAUUACUCCUUCACUCCCUAAAUCAUCCAUCAAAAUUCAGGACAUUUAAUUGGAACUUUCAGACCUUGGAGAUUUCUUUUUAUUUUGAAAAAGUAUAUAUGUUUUUUCUCCCCCAAUUUUUGUUGCCAUGGUAACUACACGUAAUUGAAAAUGGCAUAAAUUAGAGCAUCUAAAAAUAUUUCAAUUUUCAUGAAGACUAUAUAUAACAAAUGCUUUAUAUUAAUAUCAAACGAAAUUGUGCAAGCAUUGAUAUAAGUUUUUUUGGAGAUCUGAUUUUUAGAUCAAAACUAUCAGAAAAAAAUGUCAUGGCUGAAUAUUUGGAUACUGAAAAAGAAACACCUGUUUUUCAAAAUUCAAUAAUGUGUUGAGCUUUGAUGGAAUUUGGGACCAAAAUUUCACACUGUGCAAAAAAAAUCUUUGUUUUGAUUGCAUUUUAGACCUUUAGUAAAUUGAUUCUUUAAACAAGCAAGCACCAAAACUAAUUUUGUUGCUGUUGUUAUGUUGAUAUAUAUAUACAUACACAUUAUAUAUUGAUUGUAUGAAUAUAAGUCAGUUUUGUGUGACACUGCCCGUAAUGUGCAGUAAUAAAGGAAAGGAACAGUUGUAUUAGUAUAUCAAGAUAAAAUUUUUAUUUCAUUUAUUAAUGAAAGUAUGCUUGUUCAGUAGUGUCUGAAAUUCUGAAAAAAAAGUUUAAAAUUUUGACUGAAAAGCAAUAUCUAAAUCCUGCAGAACCUUUAUCCUAAUAUUUCCAUGAUGAAUUUGUGUCUUCAUUGUAAUUUUACAUAAUUCUACUUGUCAUAACAGGCACCUAAUUACAUUAAGUAAUUACAUUCUAUAAAUUUCUACCUGUUGUAAAUACCAGCUGCAUACUUCGUACUUCUACCUGUCUGUAAAAGCCAACUAAGUGACUAACAUCCUUAUUUCUACCUAAAGAAAACCCACAUACACAGUAAAGCCAUUCUGAUUCAUGAUUUCUAUCUGUCUGUAAAAGUUUUGUAUAAAUCUACUUAUUACUAUUGUUUUGAAUUCCUGAACAAUUUCAGGUUUCACUUAAAGAAAUCUGAUGGUGAUGACUUUCGAAGCUACUCUGUUUGUAAGACCUGACUCUAGUCUUUUUAGCCCACCAUCUAUUCAAAUAGAUUUUGGGUUAUUCAAAUCGCCCUGCGUCCGUGGUCCGUCGUCCGUCCGUCCAUCCGUAAACAAUUCUUGUUACCGCUAUUUCUGGAAAAGUACUGGAUGGAUCUUUCUCAAAUUUCAUAUGCAGAUUCCCCUUGGUCCCUAGUUGUGCAUUGUACCUUUUUUGAACUGAUUCGCAUUCAAGAUGGCCAACAGGUGGCCAUCUUGGAUUUUGGAUGUAAAACUUUGUUACUGCUAUUACUUGGAAAGUACUGGAUGGAUCUUUCUCAAAUUCCAUAUGCAGGUUCCCCUUGGUCCCUAGUUGUGCAUUGUACCUUUUUUUGACUGAUUCGAAAUCAAGAUGGCAGACAGGUGGCCAUCUUGGAUUUUGAAUGUAAAAGUUUGUUACUGCUAUUUCUUGAAAAGUACUGGAUGGAUCUUUCUCAAAUUUCAUAUGCAGGUUCCCUUUGGUUCCAAGUUGUGCAUUAUACCUUUUUGGACUGAUCCGAAAUCAAGAUGGCUGACAGGCAGCCAUCUUGGAUUUUGAGAGUAAAAUCUUGUUACUGCUAUAUCUGAGGAAG